AUGGAUGCAUUUCGUUCUUUGCCGAAUCGCGUAUGCAACCUCUACGAAUCACUUUUUCCGAAUCAGGGUAUAUUCCUGUCACUGCUAAUAUUCCUGAGUGUUGCUGGCAAUAUCUUAGUUUGCAUAGCAAUAUACACCGACCGAGGGUUGAGACGAAUAGGGAACUUGUUUCUCGCUUCUCUCGCCAUCGCUGACAUGUUAGUAGCCGCGGCUGUUAUGACCUUUGCUGGUGUUAAUGACCUGCUUGGGUACUGGGUCUUUGGUGAGCAAUUCUGCGAUACUUGGGUGGCCUGUGACGUCAUGUGCUCGACGGCUUCAAUAUUAAAUCUGUGUGCCAUAUCCUUGGAUAGAUAUAUACAUAUCAAAGAUCCUUUAAGAUACGGCCGCUGGGUUACUAGACGCGUAGCUAUCAUCACAAUCGCUAUGAUCUGGCUACUAGCAGCACUAGUCAGUUUUUUGCCCAUAUCUUUAGGCCUCCACCGACCUGAUGAGGAAGCUCUAGCAACUCAGAGGCCUCCGAGAUAUCCCACCUGUGCCCUCGUCUUGACUCCAACAUACGCUGUAGUAUCCAGUUGUAUAUCAUUCAUCCUGCCAUGUAUUGUGAUGAUUAGCAUAUAUUGCAGGUAA
Molecule: messenger RNA, 627 nt
Organism: Diatraea saccharalis (sugarcane borer)
Lineage: Eukaryota; Metazoa; Arthropoda; Insecta; Lepidoptera; Crambidae
Source: the annotation of a GenBank genome assembly